Messenger RNA from Daldinia vernicosa, 1384 nucleotides. RefSeq names its product UPF0103-domain-containing protein. The transcript is spliced from 2 exons. Bases 201 to 1181 code for a protein of 326 amino acids. NCBI's taxonomy places the organism in Eukaryota, Fungi, Ascomycota, Sordariomycetes, Xylariales, Hypoxylaceae. The record is from RefSeq and is a predicted model, not a curated record.
GGCGCUCACUGCCAGGAACGCGGGGCAGCGGGGUAGGUACUAUCUGCCCGCUGUUGAUCAACAGGUACCUGUCCAGACCUAUUCGAUUUCCCCUUGUCCUUAUUUUACUUUUUAUCGUGAAUGUAGAGAUCUAAGCGACGCAUUGUCUUCAAGGCCAGGCUCUUCUCUUUUAUAGACUAUAAAUAGUUCUACCCUCGAAAAUGAAGCUGAAAGGGACUCGAGAUGCUAGUCAUGCAGACAGUUGGUACGAUGGGGAUCCCGAUAGCUUGUCUAGCCAGCUCGACAACUUUCUCAACGAUGUCCCAAGCUCCAUCGAUGACAACGGCCUCCCGAUUCCCGGAGCCAAAAUCGUGAUUGCACCACAUGCAGGCUAUUCGUACUCAGGACCCUGCGCAGCUUGGGCGUAUAAGUGUCUCGACCUCACUAAAGCCAAACGAGUCUUUGUCCUCGGACCUUCUCAUACGUAUUACCUCCGCGGAUGCGCCCUAACCAAGUUUGCCAAGUACGAGACACCCUUUGGCGACUUAACUGUCGAUGAGGAUGUAGUCCAACAGCUUCGCGACACGGGCAAAUUCCAAGAUAUCCCCAGCAGAGGUGAUGUGGACGAGCAUUCGCUAGAGAUGCAUCUCCCGUUUCUCUACAAACGGCUCACUCAGACCUUCUCGUCCGAGGCCGAGUAUCCUACUAUCGUACCAAUCCUCAUUGGAGACAAUAACGGCGCCGAGGAGAAAGAGUUCGGCAAGCUGUUAGCGCCGUACCUACAAGACCCAGAUAACGCAUUUAUCGUGAGCUCUGACUUCUGUCACUGGGGUUCGAGAUUCAGUUACACGGCUUAUGCGCCGGAGGGCAAGGUCGACCAACUACAGUCUCUAAGCCGAAAGACGCCUAAGCCAACAAACCCACCUAUACAUGAAAGCAUUAAGCAGGUUGACCACCUGGCCAUGGACGCCGUUGCGUCGGGAGACCACAACAAAUUCGUUGACAACCUCAGGCACACCAAGAAUACCGUCUGCGGACGUCACCCUAUCGGCGUUGUGAUGGCGGCCCUGGAGGAGCUAGCAAAAGACAAACCGGACCCCGAUAAGUAUCGAUUCAAGUUCGUACAGUACCAACGCAGCAGCUUGGUCGAGGAUGUCACAGACUCGAGCGUGAGCUACGCAUCUGCGUACGCGAUUGUCUAAGGGGGGUAAUAGAUGGGGACUUGGGGAUGAGGAGUUAGUAAUAGAUGAGCUCGCGCUCCGAAGUUGAUAGAUGUACUAAUUACUACUGAAUUCAUGAAAUGGAUAGCUUAUGAUACGAUACGAUUCUUGCCUAAAUUAGAAGCUGAUGCUUAGAAGCUGAUGCUCGGAUUUAUUCCUAGGUAUCUAUCUGUUAUGUUAUAACA